Molecule: messenger RNA, 480 nt
Organism: Caenorhabditis bovis
Lineage: Eukaryota; Metazoa; Nematoda; Chromadorea; Rhabditida; Rhabditidae
Source: the annotation of a GenBank genome assembly
AUGCUCGUUUUGGUGUUUGCAUUGGUCGGUGCCGUCGUCGGCGUUCCGACGACGAACUACACGGUGACGAAGUACACGUUCACACGUGAGAACGACACCGACGUCAUCGAGCCGGAAGCGCCGCCGUUUCAGCUGAUACCGCUCGAUUUUCUCUGCGAAUUCUGUCAGGUCGUCAUUUUGAAGCUCAAAGAUCGCCAACUCAACGAGCCCGACUUCGAGGAGAAAAUCAAGCAGGAAUGCUUCAACAGCACCGAUAGCACGUCGUCGAUUUGCGACGUCAUCAAUCGGGUGAAUUUGGGAAAAUUGCGAAACGACGAGCCGCGAGCAAUUUGCGCCGAGCAGAAGAUGUGCAUCGGAAGCGUUGUCGAAAAGCAAACCGCAAUGCCCUCCGCCUCACCAUCGCCAACUACCGUCGUCGGAGAAAAGCGCGUCGAGACCAAUAUCCAUGUGCUUGAUCCGGACCCAACCUCAAUCUACUAG